ACGCCGUUUAACCCUCCACCGCCUUCCCUCGCCGCGCAUCGCUUGUUCCCUGUUUGAACCCCGGACUCUCGUUGGUCCUCUCUCUGCAGCAAAGCGAAAGCAAGCCAGGGCAGCACCAGCCCCAGCUCGCCCCAGCACACCCCGCAAGAAGAAGCAAGCGCCAGGCAGACACGAUGGGCCUCUUCUCUCGAACCAACAAGAAGCGCACUGAGUCCAUCGCCGAGAGCGCCGGCGACAAGGCUCCCACCGCUGCAGCGGAAAGAAACCGCAACGCUUCCGAUGUCCUCGGCGAAUCGCCCAAGUUUAUCAAUGGCGCCGGUGCUGGAACCGCAUCGUCCUACUCGCGGGCGACCGCAGGCGAGCUCAAGCCCAAGGAUAGCUCCCACCCACUGAAAAAAUUCGGCAGCCAGUCCAGCAAGCAAGGCCGGGGCAGCGCGCACGCCAAGGCAGCCAUCGCCUCCUCCUCCUCCUCCUUCUCUUCCCACUCCUCGGCCGCUGCACAAGUGCAAGCGCAGGGUGACACUACAACCAUGCCCUCGACCCUGACUAUUGCCUCCAUCGCCGUCAAUGCCACGGACAACAAGCCCAGGCCCUCGGAGCUCUUUGCAGGUAAAGGCGUCGACUGGGAGGCCAUCAGCCUGACUGGCAGCCCGAGCGCCAACACGCCCGACAAUAGCGAGCAGCUCCAGAGCUUCCUCAAGGCGCGGCGGACAUGGAUCCCCAGCUUCUCUACCGAGCCGGCGCAGGAGGAACACAGCACGCCAAUGCUGACCUCUUCCAAAGACUUACAGAACAUCUCCUUCGGCGGCGGGCCCCUUAGCAGCGAGACCGCCGGAUCAGUCGCAGGUGCGGCAAGCGGCAGCAACGCUGCUGGCGGCGGUGGCAGCGGCAGCGGCAGCACACCAGGUAGCGGCAUCUCGGACCUGCUCAUGGACCUUGACGACCUCGAGGCGAGUCACCGCAGAAAGCAGAAGCUCCUCAGUGGCUUCUCGCCCACCCUCCUCCCCGGCGCCGUCGUCGGCAGUAGCACAGAUGCCUCUGCCGCUGGUGUCGGUAGUAUCGGCCUCGAUUUCAGCAGUGCCAGCGCUGGUAAGGAACCUAAGCCAUCGGCUUUGCUGCCGAAUGGCACCACGCGUCGUGCGCCCGCUGUCGCCGCGUUAGGAACCACCAGCAGCAGCAGCAGCAGCGCCGCUGUGCGCGAGAACAGCCAGGCAAACGCGAACGGCACGCACCUCAGCGUUACUGCGGCCAAGUCCUCCCCAGGCAAGACUGGCAGCAGCUCCGUUGCCGCGCCUGUGCCUGCCUCCAGCAAGCCUGUCGUAGAGACGAGCAGCAGCGAUGCAAAGGUUGAUGAGAAAAAGAAUCAGAAGACUGAGGGUGCCGAGCUGAAGAGCAACAAGGAGCCUGCUGCCACCGCAGCAGCCGCCGUGGCCGGUGGUGCGGCAGGUGCAUCAGCGGCCAAAGACAAGACGGCCGGCAGCGAUGGAAACGGCGUCGCCGCGGCACAUACGACCAGCAGCGCGCCGAUCCACACGACUGUCAAGACAACAACGCCGCUCCAAGAAGUCAAGAACGCCGUUGCCAGCGCGCCGCUCUCAGGCUCCACACCCGUCGCUGCCGCUGCUACUGGCGCGCCGAGCAAAGCGGGCUCGGUGCGCGCCAUGUCCAUCCGUAAGACCAGCUUUGGGCUGUUUGGUUUUGGGCGCAAGAAGGACAGGCUCACCGAUCCAGACGAGGACGCUGCCAGGGACAGGAGCAUGGAGAAGAAGGGUCGCAAGUCGUCCGUAUCCGCACCCGCUUCAGGCUCGGCGGCGGCUUCGCCAUCGAAGAAGGCUGCUGCUAUGGCUACUUUUUCCGGCCGCAAGGCUGUUCCUACCGCUGAUGCCGAUGCUGAUGAUGCCGCCGAUGCUAAUGCCGCUUCUGCGAAAGCGGACAAGGCGCAGAGCGACCCGAAGGAGACAACGCCCGCUGCUACGUAUGCAGCUACCCAAAAGCAGGACGCGGAGCAGGCGCAAUCGUCGUCGUCGUUGGCUACGCCUGAGCCUGUGAAUGCAACAGCAGCAGAACCGGCAAAUGCAUCGGAGCCACCACUUGAUCAUACGCUCAAAGAAGCUCAGCCGAGCACCGCCGCUGCCUCUCCUGUUCCAAAUGGUGCUGCUGCUGCCGCUGCCGCUGAGUCCGAGGCCGCCAAGCCUGGGAGCCAUCCCGCCGGCGCCGGCGCCAACACUGGUGCUGGUGCUAGCGUCGCGGUUGCUGCGGCUGCCGUCGCUUCUGUACAGGCCCACGAAGCACAAACAAGCGUCGUCGCCCCUGCUGUUGCAAGCGCUGCGCCAACCGCACCACUGGCAGCAGCCCAGCAGACUGCGCCGCAGGAGAAACAAGCGAUCAUAUUGCCCGCCACGGCCCCAGCUGCCGUUACCGCAGUGCCGGUUGCUGCUUCUGCUCCUGCUUCCCCGCAGACGGACGGCGAUGGCACCUGCCGUUCGACGGACUCGGAGGCCGUCGGCUACGAGACGCCGCAAGCCGUCUCGGUCGCCGGCAGCGAGGGACUGGCGGACGCAAGAGGAGUAGCAGAAGUCACUGCAUCAGUGGUGGCGCUCCCUGUCGCCGAGGGCGAUGCUGUCGCUGCACUUGCACACGCACCCAUCGCGCUCGAAGGCGCCCCGCCCGUCGCCGAGCUGCCGCUCGAGGCUGCCAACCCCCAGGAUGCAAGCAUCGUUGCGUUGCACGAGGACUAGAAUAUCCCCGGCUCUCAGCCUGUCGCGACAAGGCAGGUGCACGCCCAAGUCAGGAGCCAGGGGCAGCCACGCGCGGAUGAUGUCCCACUCCAAAUGAGGUGCGUCGCCCACCUCCCCAUCCGACCUCGGAGGAUGCUCGCACGUUUAAUCUGAAGAAGAACCGACACCACACAUCUCACCCCGAAGAGAACAGAAGAAAAGAGAUUAGAGCACGGUCAUUAUGUGUCAACUUAUACCCCACGCACACACAAACCCCUUCCGCGAUCCCCGCCGCGUGCAGAUUGCUUAUGCGUGACCGAUCAGAUUUCGUCCCACCUCAUCGAUCGGCUCACUAUCAUACAACUAUCCCUGUCCAUUCCGAUAUCAUCUUCACGCCAUUCAUCCCAACGCCAUCCCUUCUUCCCCUCUUUUUUCCUUCCUUCUUUCUGGCUGUCAAAUUGUUCGCGGGAGAAAUACAUCUUGUUCUAAUCGGACCAGUCGUC
Messenger RNA from Tilletiaria anomala UBC 951, 3220 nucleotides. RefSeq lists its product as uncharacterized. The transcript is spliced from 2 exons. NCBI's taxonomy places the organism in Eukaryota, Fungi, Basidiomycota, Exobasidiomycetes, Georgefischeriales, Tilletiariaceae. Bases 174 to 2738 code for a protein of 854 amino acids. The record is from RefSeq and is a predicted model, not a curated record.